AAAUUAGUUAAAUUUCAAAGUUAGGUUUAUCCCAGAAAUUACAGCAGCAAUAUAAACACAACAACGGUGUGAAAAGGAAGAAAAAGAAAAUCAAAUCAUGUCUCAUCAUUCCCAAUCGAUAUUAAAACCCAAGUAGUUUCAUGGAAAGCCAUAAACAGUUACUCUGAUUUUAAGCUGACAGCCCAGUUGCCACCACCGCAAAGACCCUCUUUCUGUCUUCCAAAAACUCCAAUCCCCGAAUCCUCUCAAGUCAUUUUGUUGUUAGAUGUUUUCGUUGAUUUCAAAGAUUAUUUAUCCACUAGCUAGGGACUUAAGGAUUUUCUUAUAAGUUUUAUCCCCUGUUUCCCCUGUUUCCCCUGUUUCCUCUGUUUUGCAACUUCUGUCCCGCUUUCAUUUGGACCAAAUAUGAAUCUUAAAGAUCCACUCAUUGUAACUCUGGUGUUGUUUCUUCUAGUAAUCUCAACUCAGGCGGCCAAAUGCGACCGAUCCUGCGGUGGCAAGCAGUGGCAAUACCCUUUUGGAUUCUCGGCCGGCUGCAAAAUCCCUUUAAACUGCUCAAACAGCAGUAUCAUGAUCAACAACCAUCGGGUCAUCGACGUUGAUUCUGAGAGUAUAAGGAUUAGUAUUCAACCCAAAUGCAACCGAUCCCUCCAAGCCUUUCACGCUCUCUACGGCAAAAACUACGCACCAUCGUCUCGGAAUGCGAUAUUUUUAGACAUCUGCGGUGACUGGUCAGCACAGUGCACCAUUCCGAAUGGCUUGGUGCAAACUCGAUUUGAGACAGGGAAUUGCAGCUCCAACAGCAGUAUUAACAUCAGUUGUUAUAUGGAGAAUAGGCCUGAUACUGAUGGCUUUGUUAAUUACAACAAACUGAGUCGCUGCCGGUAUUUUCUGACGUCUCUAUCAACAGAGUUGUCUAAUGAUUCAGGGAUGGCGUUGGAUGUUCGAAAUUUAGAGCUUGGAUGGUGGGUUGAAGGGGAUAAGUGUCAGUGUUCUGGAAAUGCUUAUUGUAAAAAGAUUUCCACGCCGAAUGGACAGCCGGGUUUCCGUUGCAAGUGCAAAGAGGAGUUCGUUGGUGACGGGUAUCACGCCGGUAGUGGCUGCCGUAAAGGACCUGCCAGAGGAUUUAUGACAAAAGUUGCAGCAGCCGCAAUUGUUGCUGGAAUUGCAGGGUUGAUUCUUCUCAUCUUCUGCUUCCGAAAAAUAUUCUCACCUGAGAACAGAAUGUUUUCCAUAUUGAUGAAGAAGGAAGAUUGUAAAGAUAUUGAAGCUUUCCUAAGAGGCAAUGGGCAUCUGGCUCUAAAAAGGUAUAGUUUUAAAGAUGUUAAGAAAAUGACAAACAAUUACAGUGAUAAAUUGGGUGAAGGAGGCUUUGGGGCUGUUUACAAAGGGAAGCUAUCUGAUGGGUGUCAGGUUGCAGUGAAGGUCUUGGACAAUGCAAAGGACAAUGGUGAAGCAUUUAUCAAUGAGGUUGCAAGCAUUAGCAGGACUUCCCAUGUUAACAUAGUCACUCUUUUGGGAUUCUGCUUUGAGGGUCGUAAAAGAGCUUUGAUCUAUGAGUUUGUGCCAAAUGGAUCUUUAGAGAAGUUCAUUCAUCAAGAAAAUCCUUUGGACCAAAAUCAUCAACUGAAGUGGGAAACACUAUAUCAUAUUACGGUUGGCAUAGCUAGAGGAUUAGAGUACCUCCACCGAGGAUGUAACACACGCAUUUUGCAUUUUGAUAUCAAGCCUCAUAACAUUCUCUUGGAUGGUGACUUCUGCCCCAAGAUAUCAGAUUUUGGACUAGCCAAAUUGUGCCCUAGAAAAGAGAGUAUGGUUUCGAUGACAAAUGCAAGGGGAACAAUAGGAUAUAUUGCUCCAGAGGUGUUUUUUAGAAGUAUUGGUAGGGUGUCCCAUAAGUCUGAUGUCUAUAGUUAUGGCAUGAUGGUCUUAGAGAUGGUUGGGGAGAGGGAAAAUAUAAAAAAUGUUGAAUCAGAUGAUAGCAGUGAAUAUUUUCCACGGUGGAUUUACAGGCGUCUUGAAUUGAAUGAACAACUUGGAAUUUGGAGCAUAAGGAAUGACGAUGAUAUAGAAAGAGCAAGGAAGAUGACAAUAGUAGGCUUGUGGUGUAUACAGACUAACCCCUCAGACAGGCCACCAAUGUGCAGAGUGCUAGAGAUGUUGCAAGGGAACCUUGAUUCCUUAGAAAUUCCACCCAAGCCUUUCUUUUCUUCUCCUCCGAGAUUACCUCCAGAGGUUGAUGUGUUUGAUUCCGGGUUUGAAUCCUUCCCCCAUGCUCAAAAUCUUCAUGUUCUCUGCAUCUCUCUGCUAGCCUGGAAUGCUCUCAGUUCCUCAGUCCCACUCCUGUCGUUUCUAUUCCUUUGCUGUAGUGUGGGGUCAACAGAGAAAGGGGCAUCUGAUGAUCAAGUUUCCCGGUUACAUAGCUGGAAAUACAAAGCUGCAGCCAAUACCGAUGUAGAGCUUGGCAAUGAUGUAGACAGCAAUCUAGGCUGUGAAAGUGAAGAUCCGGCCGUAAGUGAUCGUCUAUAAGCCUUGGUAGCAGAUUCCAGAAUGUUAAAGCAAGAGUCUGCCUCGUCAAGUAUAGAGACAAAGAAGAGGUUAGGCAGCUGCCAUGUUCCCAUAUAGCUCCCCUUAAUUGUGUGGAUCAGUGGCUCAGAAUCAUCUCUUUCUGACCUCUGUGUAAACAAGAACUGGAGAGGUAGAAAGCAAGAGGAUAAACAGCUGAAUCAAAA
Messenger RNA from Rubroshorea leprosula, 2732 nucleotides. The record is from the annotation of a GenBank genome assembly. Lineage: Eukaryota; Viridiplantae; Streptophyta; Magnoliopsida; Malvales; Dipterocarpaceae.